CCAUGCCGGGGCCGCGGAAGCGGCUUCCUCGCGAGCAGGAGGCGGCGGCGGCAGCGGAGGCGGCGGACGGGACCCUGGCCAAGCCAAAGGCGCCCUCCCCGCCCCGCCUGGGCGCCGCCUUCUUCGGCCAGCCCUGCGUCCGCCUGGCCAGGGCGCUGCUCGGACAGAUCCUGGUCCGGAAGCUUCCAGAUGGGAGAGAGCUCCGGGGACGCAUUGUGGAAACGGAGGCCUACCUGGGAGGAGAUGACACUGCGUCCCACUCAAGGGGCGGGCGGCAGACUGCAAGGAACACAGCCAUGUUCAUGGCGCCAGGCACUCUGUACGUGUACCAGAUCUACGGGAUCUACUUCUGCAUGAACAUCUCCAGCCAAGGGGAGGGGGCGGCCGUCCUGCUGCGCUCCUUGGAGCCCCUGCAGGGCCUGGAGGCGAUGAGAGAGCUGCGCCUGGCUCAGCGGAAAGGGGCCACCCGCUCCCUCAAGGACCGCCACCUGUGCAACGGGCCUUCCAAGCUCUGCCAGGCCCUGGCUGUGGACAAGACCUUUGACCAGCAGGACCUAGCCUGCCACCCGGCCGUGUGGCUGGAGCCCAGCCUGGGGACGCCCAGGGAGGAAGACAUCAUCUCCGCUCCCCGCAUUGGCAUCAGCGGCGAGUGGGCACAGCAGCCACUGCGCUUCUACGUCUGGGGCAACCAGUGUGUGAGCGUGACGGACAAGGGGGCCGAGGGGGCCAGGGGCAGUCAACCGCCAGCGGAGGCCUCUCCCUGCUGCUGAUGCCCAGGAACUGGGGGGUGAGGGGGCAUUCCAGGAUGGGAAGAAUAACAGGGAAGGCCAGGACUCUGUCAGCCUUAUGUAUUUAUUUAUUUCCAAAAUAAAAUAGAUUGCUUUGCUUUGAGA
Molecule: messenger RNA, 893 nt
Organism: Zootoca vivipara (common lizard)
Lineage: Eukaryota; Metazoa; Chordata; Lepidosauria; Squamata; Lacertidae
Gene: MPG
Product: N-methylpurine DNA glycosylase
Biological process (GO): base-excision repair
Molecular function (GO): DNA binding; alkylbase DNA N-glycosylase activity
Source: RefSeq, a predicted model, not a curated record